CGCAGCCCCGGCCGGAGCGAGCGGCCCUUUGGAGAAUUACACACAGCUGCUUUGUGACUCGUAUUGGAUUUAAUUAUACAUCCUGAUAAAAGACUGCUUUCAACUAUGGAAUCGAUUUUUCCGCUGGCUUUUAGAGACGGUUGACGACGAAGCGAUGGCAGCAUAAAUGAAGAUCAAGUAAGGAAAGCAGAACGAUGCCCAAGGGUGGGUGUUCUAAAGCACCACAGUUAGAAGAUUUCUCUCUCAGCAACGACAUGGUGGAGAAACAAACUGGGAAAAAGGAUAAAGAUAAAGUUUCUCUAACCAAGACUCCAAAAUUGGACCGGAGUGAUGGAGGGAAAGAAGUAAAAGAAAGAGCUACAAAACGGAAGUUGCCCUUCACUGUUGGAACAAAUGGAGAUCAAAAAGACUCAGAUACAGAAAAGCAGGGUCCUGAGCGGAAGAGGAUUAAAAAGGAGCCCGCCACCAGGAAACCUGGUUUACUGUUUGGAAUGGGGCUAUCUGGAAUUAGAGCAGGUUAUCCACUCUCAGAGCGCCAGCAGGUCGCCCUUCUCAUGCAGAUGACAGCAGAGGAGUCUGCAAAUAGCCCAGUAGACACAACACCAAAGCAUCCCUCUCAGUCUACAGUUUGUCAGAAGGGAACUCCUAACUCUGCCUCCAAAACCAAAGAUAAAGUAAAUAAGAGAAAUGAGCGUGGAGAAACUCGACUGCAUCGAGCUGCCAUCAGAGGAGAUGCCCGGCGCAUCAAGGAGCUCAUCAACGAGGGAGCCGAUGUCAACGUGAAAGACUUUGCAGGCUGGACAGCAUUGCAUGAGGCAUGUAACCGAGGUUACUAUGAUGUUGCAAAGCAGUUGCUCGCUGCAGGUGCUGAAGUCAACACCAAGGGGCUGGAUGAUGACACCCCGCUGCAUGACGCGGCCAAUAAUGGUCACUACAAGGUGGUGAAGUUAUUGUUACGAUAUGGAGGGAAUCCUCAUCAGAGUAACAGGAAGGGAGAAACGCCUUUGAAAGUAGCCAAUUCUCCAACUAUGGUGAAUCUCCUACUGGGGAAGGGUACAUAUACCUCCAGUGAAGAGAGCUCAACAGAGAGUUCAGAAGAAGAAGAUGCCCCGUCGUUCGCACCUUCCAGCUCAGUUGAUGGCAAUAACACGGACUCUGAAUUUGAAAAAGGCCUGAAGCAUAAGGCCAAGAAUCAGGAGCCACCAAAAACAGUUACCCCGGUGAAGGACGAAUAUGAAUUUGAUGAGGAUGAUGAACAAGAUCGAGUUCCUCCAGUUGAUGACAAGCAUUUACUGAAAAAGGAUUACAGAAAAGAAACGAAAUCAAAUAGUUUUAUAUCUAUUCCCAAAAUGGAAGUUAAAACAUAUACUAAAAAUAAUACAAUUGCACCAAAGAAAGCUGCCCAUCGCAUCCUUUCAGACACCUCAGAUGAUGAGGAUGCAAGUGUCACUGUGGGCACUGGAGAGAAACUAAGACUUUCAGCUCAUUCUGUAUUGCCCAGUAACAAGACACGAGAGUCAUCUAACAUCAAGCAACAGAAAGAGAAAAAUAAAGUUAAAAAGAAGCGGAAGAAAGAGACAAAAGGCAAGGAAGUUCGAUUUGGCAAAAAAAAUGACAAAUUUUGCUCUUCAGAGUCAGAGAGUGAGAAUUUGGAGAGUGAUGAGGAUGAUAGAGACUCUGUUGAAAGUUCCAAUUGUAUCAAGGACUCCACUAUCGUGCUAAAGGAACCCUCACUUUUCAGCUCACUCUCUGCCUCAUCCACUUCUUCUCAUGGAAGUUUAGCAUCCCAGAAACAUAACUCGAAUCUUGCAGAACAGCACUCCAAGCAUUGGAGAACAGAUAAUUGGAAAACCAUUUCUUCUCCAGCUUGGUCAGACGUCAGUUCCUUAUCGGACUCUACAAGGACAAGGCUGACAAGUGAGUCUGAUUAUACAUCUGAAGACUCCAGCUUGGCAUCAUUAAAACCGGUUAGAAAGAAACAGGAACACAAAAAGAAAAAUACUCCACAUAAUACUGUAUCUGAAAAGAAGAACUCAUUCCAUUCCAAUGUGGAUGGAGCAAUUCCAAAACUAGAUAAAGAGGGGAAAGUUGUUAAAAAGCAUAAAACAAAACAUAAACACAAAAACAAAGAGAAAGGACAAUGUUCAAACAAUCAAGAUAUUAAAAUGAAAAGCUUUCCUUAUGAUUAUGAGGACUCUAAGCAAAAGUCAGAUAAGGCCUUAAUUGUUGAUAGUGAAAAUCCAAUUGAAAACAAAUUAAAAGUACUAAAGCAUGAUAGAGAACAUUUCAAGAAAGAAGAGAAAAUAAUCAAAACCAAGUCUGAGGAAAAGGAAUGGUUGUUUAAAGAUGAGAUAAUAAAAGUCUCCAAAGAAGAGAAAUCACUAAAAAGAGUCAAAGAGGGGAACAAAGAACUCAGUAAAGCUUUCAGAGAGGAGAAAGACCGAUCAAGUAAAACUGAAAAGGAGAAAUCAGUAAAGGAGAAGUCUCCAAAAGAGGAGAAACUUAGAAUUCACAAGGAGGAACGAAAGAAAAAAUCAAAAGACAAGCAAUCAAAGUCAGAAAAGAAAAAUGACAUGAAAGAGGAGAAAAUUUCCAAAUCUGAGAAAGAGAAGCCUUUUAAAGAAGAUAAAGAAAAAUUUAAAAAAGAAAAAGUUUAUAGGGAAGAACCUGGUUUUGAUGAAUUUUGUAAUAAAAGUCAGUUUUUAGAGAAUGAAGAUAGCAAAUUCAGCCUUUCUGAUGAUCAGCAAGAGAGGUGGUUUUCUGAUUUAUCUGACUCAUCAUUUGAUUUCAAAGGAGAAGAUAGUUGGGAUUCCCCAGUGACAGACUAUAGGGAGAUAAAAAAUGACUCAGUAGCAAAACUAAUCUUGGAAACAGUGAAGGAGGAAACAAAGGAAAAGAAGAGGGAUAACAAAAGUAAAGAAAAGAGAGAAUAUAAUGAAAAACGUAAUGAAAAAGACUGUUUCUUUAAAAAGAAAGACAGAGACUAUUUGGAAAAAACCUCUGAAAAAAAGAAAGACCCAACUGAGAAACACAAAAGUAUUUCCAGUUACUUGUCAGAAAAGGAGAAAAGGAGGAAAGAUUCUGCAGAUGGUAUUAAAGACCGAAAAGAAAAAGAUGUAGGUGAUAGCUGCAAAGAGAGAAAAGACUCAUUUGAUAGUUCUAAAGACAGAAAAGAUGCCAAGGUUAAACAAGAGGAAACCUACAGAGAUGACCUUAAAGAAUAUGGUUGUGAAAAUUUUUUUAAGGACAAAUUAGAUUCAGAUUUUGGAAAAAAUCUAGAGACUUGGGAAAGACAUCAUUCAGGGAAAGAAAAGGAUAAAAAAGAUACUACUGAUAAGGACAAAAAAGAGAAGCUGAAAUCAGAUAAAUAUAAAGAAAAAUCUAAAGAAAUAGACAAAGAAAAAAAUGAAAAAUCCGUCCUUGAAAAAAAUCAGAAAGACAAAGAGUCAGAUAAAUGUUUUAAAGAGAAAAAAGAGACAAAGGACAAAUACAAGGAUUUGCACAACAAAGACAAAGAAAGGAAGGCUUCCCUUGAUCAAAUUAAAGAAAAGAAAGACAAAAAUUUCUCAGGAACCAUUUCAGAGGACUUUGCUGAAAAAAGAGACGAAAAAAAGACUAAAGAUAAAAGCUGGUACAUUGCAGAUAUUUUCACAGAUGAAAGUGAAGAUGAGAAAGAGGAGUAUAGUACAGGUGGAUUCAAAAUUGGGGAUGCUAUUGGCAGUGAGGUGCCAAGAGUGGAGAAUGUACAAGAAAAAGACGAGGAGAAAGAACCUUACACCUCAGAGAAACACCGGAAAUAUUCUUCAGAUAAGCAACACUCUGGAGAAAAGCAGAAAGAUAAAGAAUCCAAGGAGAAGAAAAAGGAAAAGGGAUUAACAGAAGGAGGAAAAGAUAAAAAAGAAAAAAACUUUGAAAAACACAAAGAGAAGAAAGAUAAAGAUUCUAUUGAAAAAUAUAAGGAUAGAAAAGAUAGAACUUCUGUUGACUCUAUCCAAGAAAAGAAAAGUAAGCAAAAAAUUCCUGAAAAGGUUGAAAGGAAACACUCUACUGAUGACAAGGUUAAAAACAAACAUAAAGAAAAGCCAGAUAAAGAACAUUCCAAAGAGAGGAAAUCUUCAAAAGGGGGCGAUAUGGAGAAAAGCUUGUUGGAGAAGUUGGAAGAAGAAGCCCUCAAUGAAUAUAGAGAUGACUCUAAUGAUAAGAUAAGUGAGCUCUCGUCUGACAGCUUUACAGACAGAGGGCAAGAUCCAGGCAUGAGCAGUCUCCUUGAAUCAUCAUUCACAGAGCCUGCUGAGGACAAGUUUAAGGAUUCUAUUCCCUUUCCUUCCCUACAAGAUAAACUGAAAGAAAAGGAGCGACACAGGCAUUCCUCAUCUUCAUCAAAGAAAAGUCAUGAAAGGGAAAAAGCCAAGAAAGAGAAGUCUGAGAAAAAAGAAAAAAGUGAUGAUUUUAAGGACAGUAGAAAAGAAUCAUCCCAGUAUGAAAAAGACUUCUCCCUGGAUGGCGAUGCUUUUGGCAUGUCAUAUAACAUGAAAGCAGACGUAGAAGAUGAAUUAGACAAAACUAUUGAAUUUUUCUCAACUGAAAAGAAAGACAAAAAUGAUUCUGAGAGGGAACUUUCCAAGAAAUCAGAAAAAGAAAAAGUUUAUGCUUCAAAUUCCAUCAGUUCAACUAAAGAGAAGAAGAAAAGAGAUAAACAUCGAGAAAAAUGGAAAGAUGAAAAAGAGAAACACAGAGAAAAACACACGGAUGGAUUUUUUAAGCAUCAUAAGGAUGAGCAGAAGUCUGUGACUAAAGAGAAGGACAGCACUCAAGUGAAUGCUUUCAAAGAUAAAUCAAAAGAUGAAAGUAUCAAGCUUAGUGAAAGCAGAUUAAAAGAGAAGGAAAAGUCUGACUCAUUGAAAAUUAGUAAUGGAAAUGAUAAAAUUCCUCCAUCCAAAGACACAGGAAAGAAGGAUACCAGACCCAGAGAAAAACUCUUGGGAGAUGGUGACCUGAUGAUGACAAGUUUUGAGAGGAUGCUGUGCCAAAAAGACCUGGAGAUAGAGGAGCGUCACAAGAGGCACAAAGAACGGAUGAAGCAGAUGGAGAAGAUGAGGCACCGGUCUGGGGACCCUAAACUGAAAGAUAAGGCGAAGUCCUCAGAGGAGGUGAGAAAGAGGAGUCUAGACCUGCCUUCCAAAAAACCUCUGGGAGUGGACUCUCAGCUUAAAGAGAAAAAGAUGAAGGAGUUAGGCCCCCUGGCUCCUGUGCUGUCAGCGGAAAGCAAGCCCCACCCUGCUGUGGGCACUGACUCUAAAGACUGGCUGGCCGGUCCUCACAUGAAGGAAAUCUUGCCUGCUUCCCCACGACCAGACCAGAGUCGUCCCACGGGGGUUCCGGCUCCCGCCUCUGUGGUUUCCUGCCCUAGUUAUGAGGAGGUGAUGCAGACUCCCAGAACGCCAUCGUGCAGCAAUGAAGAUUACACUGAUCUGAUGUUUGACUGUGCUGAUUCUCAGCAUUCUAUCCCUGUCUCUACUAUGUCAAUGAACGCAUGCUCACCAUCCUUUUUUGACAGAUACACAAAUACUUCUGGUGGGCUUCCUGAAAACCCAGGUCAGACUCCUACCAGGACUCUCCCCGCAAACCUUUAUCGUUCAAUCUCUGUGGAUAUCCGGAGAACCCCUGAAGAGGAAUUCACUGUUGGGGAUAAGUUUUUCAGACAGCAGAGUGUGCCUGCUACAUCAAAUUAUGAUUCGCCAGUGCAACAUUUAAUGGAAGAAAAGGUUCCUUUGCCAUCUGUUCCUGCAGAAAAGUUUCCAUGUUUGUCUCCCGGGUACUAUUCUCCAGAUUAUGGGAUUCCUUCACCUAAAGUUGAAACAUUACAUUGUACAUCAGCGGCUAUUGGAAAUGUUGCCCCAUCUCCUGAAAGUGUCUUCUCUGGUUUGCAGGCAAAAUCUUCUCCUUCUCAUAGAGAUGAGCUUUUGGCCCCAUCUAUAGAAAGUGCCCUUCCCCCCGAUCUGGGCAUCCCUUUGGAUGCCACAGAAGACCAACAAGCCACUGCUGCUAUUAUUCCCCCAGAGCCUAGCUAUCUGCAGCCGAUUGAGGAGGGCCCCUUUAAUGCUGUUAUUUCAGAGGAGGAUAAUACAGACUGGGCAAACCCUCCCAGAAACUCGGAGCAACCUAUUACUCAGAGCUUAAUUGGAACUUCCUCUGAAACCCCUGUAAAUUGGGCAGUAGGGACUGAACUUCUGAUUAAAUCCCCACAGAGAUAUGCAGAGUCUCCCAAACCUUUCUGUUCUUCAGAUCCCAUGCAUCCAGCUCCUGUGCCGUUUAUACCUUCUGAUUCUCCUUACCCAGUUUCUCCUAUUUCAUACCCCUUGUCUGUGUCUGAACCAGGUCUUAAUGAUGUAAAGGAAGUUGCUGAAGAAGCAAUUUCAGGAGAAAUAACAACGUCGGAGGAACAGACUUCUUACAUGCCCCCUUCUAGGCUAGACUCCUUCUUUACUAGCUGUAAGCCUCUUCCAGAAGAAACACCUGAGAUCGUUCAAGAAUCCACAUGCAUACCAACAGUAACUCAGGUCGAAGCUCUAGGCUCCCUGGAGAACAACUUUUUAGAAAAUAACAUUUCUGUCAUAAAUCAAGAAGAACCAGUGGCAUGGCCUGACCCUUUCACAAAUGCAGAAGAUGACUUAGAUCUGGGUCCUUUUUCUUUACCAGAACUUCCACUUCAAACUAAAGACGUCCCAGGUGCUGAAAUGACUGAAGCAGAACCUGUGGGAGAGAGCCCUGUUGUUGCCUCCGAAAGUACAAAUCCUGGAGACCCAGGAGCCUUCAGUGGGAACCUUUCUUUAUUAGCAGCAGAUGAGCAGGAGGGGGUGCCCUCUAGCCAGGCAGCUGCCCUCCUGCCUGUGGUGCCAGGGCCAGAACCUGAGGAACCAAAGCCAGAAGCCAUUUCUGUGGAAGCUGCUGCGGAGGCAGGGAGCGUCCCCGAGGAGAAGACUUCUGAACAAUUGGAGCCCCACUCUUUUCAGCCGGUGGCAUCUGCUGAACUUCCUCCUCAGACGGGUGACCAAGAAAGGGAAACAAAUCCUGAAGGCUCCUUUGUCUCAAACCGUACAUUGGAGAGUUGUGCUGAGAAUAACUUAAGCCAAGCAAGUGUCGAUGGUACCAGCACUCAAGAAGAUGUGGGAAGCACCGUAGGUCAGACGGCUUCUUCCCAGGCGGAACCACCCCAAGGCAACGCCCAGCCAGAAGCUACAGAAUCGGUACCCAAACCGAUACCUGAAGUUCCAAAACCUCCCAAAGUAGAAGAAAUUCCUCAGCGAAUCACCAGGAACCGUGCUCAGAUGCUAGCCAAUCAAAACAAACAGAACACCUCCCCCUCGGAAAAAGAAUUUCCACCAGUUUCUACUCCUUCUACAAGAGCAAAAGGGCGAGUCACAGAAGAAGAUGAUUCUCAAGCCCAACACCCCCGAAAACGUCGUUUCCAACGCUCCAACCAACAGCUGCAGCAGCAAAUUAAUACAUCUACCCAGCAAACGAGGGAAAUGAUACAGCAAACAUUGGCAGCCAUCGUAGAUGCUAUAAAACUGGAUGACAUUGAACCCUAUCACAGUGAUAGGUCAAACCCAUAUUUUGAAUACCUUCAGAUCAGGAAAAAGAUUGAGGAAAAGCGGAAAAUUCUCUGCUACAUCACUCCCCAGGCCCCCCAGUGUUAUGCUGAAUACGUCACUUACACGGGUUCUUACCUGUUGGACGGCAAGCCUCUCAGCAAGCUUCACAUUCCAGUGAUUGCUCCACCUCCAUCUCUGGCAGAACCGCUGAAGGAAUUAUUUAAGCAGCAGGAAACUGUAAGGGGAAAACUCCGUCUCCAGCACAGCAUAGAGCGAGAAAAGCUGAUUGUUUCAUGUGAACAGGAGAUUUUGCGGGUUCACUGUCGAGCAGCGCGGACAAUAGCUAACCAGGCUGUCCCAUUCAGUGCCUGUACCAUGCUGCUGGACUCUGAAGUCUACAACAUGCCCCUGGAAAGUCAGGGGGACGAAAAUAAGUCAGUGAGAGAUCGUUUCAAUGCUCGACAGUUCAUUUCCUGGUUACAGGAUGUAGAUGACAAAUACGACCGGAUGAAGACAUGUCUGUUGAUGCGACAACAACACGAAGCAGCAGCUCUCAACGCGGUGCAGAGGAUGGAGUGGCAGCUGAAGGUCCAGGAGCUGGACCCUGCAGGGCACAAAUCUCUCUGUGUGAAUGAGGUGCCGUCCUUCUAUGUGCCAAUGGUCGAUGUCAACGAUGACUUUGUGCUCUUGCCAGCAUGACAAGACCAGAUCCCAAGACAGUCUCACAGGAAACUGGCAAAGGCAGGAGCCUUCCUGGACGAAUGGCUGAGCUCCUGUUCAUCCCGAAUGCUUGUUGAUGAAUCCCUGGGUGGAAGGAAGAAACAUCUCUCGGGGGUGGGGGGGUGGGGGAGAGGGAGCGAGAGAACAGUUGCACUUUCUUCACAACGUCUCCACCACUUCUGGACUGAUGGCAGGCACCCAGCCACAGAAGUGGGAAAUGCAUCUCUUGUAUGAACCAGGUGCUUCAGCGGAGGGUGAAAAGCUUGCACACUACGCGAGUCUGACUAAACAGCAACACAGCAGAGGGCCUGGACGGGCUCGAGGCUGCCCUGCCACCAUCUGUGUAGCCGGAGCUGCUGAGCAGGGGCCAGGAGUCAUAGAGGUUUCCAUCUUUGUGGAAAUGGCAAUUUUCAGAUCUGUGUUUUCCAUUCAGCUGCAGAUUCAUUUCAGAGAAGUUGCAGAAGAGAAUUCAUUUUUUUAAGUUUCUCGUUCCAUGCGGAUCUAAUAGAAAAAAAUUAAGUAAAAGGCACCCGACCACCUUUCAUGGACAAAAAUGUAGUGGGGUGGAGCCAAUGGACUUCCAAGUCUAAGGAUGCUUUCCAGCUAAAAUCCCAGGGCAGCCACUGGUCCCCGUUUUUUCAGACAGCUGGGCUGUGGACGCUUGUGUGGAGCGAGGGCCCAGGCAGUGCCAUCUGACCCCUCCAGAAGUUGGGGGGCAAGUGGUGACCCAGAGCUAGGACUCUGCCAAUUGUGUUUUUAAUGGAGUCAAAUCCAUGUGGUUUAUAUAUUUUUUCCUUUAAUCUUGGGCAUUUUGUUUCUCUUUCUGAGAACAUAACUUGAAAACACUACAGAGCCAAUACUCAUAUAAAAAUGUAUCCCAUAAAUGCUGUACAGUUUUUAUAUACAUUAACAAUGUACUUUUGCUGCCUUCUAGAUAAUUUAUUUUGCAACACAUUACUGCACAGUUGUAAAUAACUUAUGUACUGUAACAUCACUUUCAGUUAUGUGUAAAGAAAUAAAUAAAUUAAUUAAAAUUAUCUUUGUAUAUGUAUAGUUCACAUUAGGCAGCACUUUCCCUUUCAAGGAAACAGAAGGGCCAAAAUGGCAUGCAACAUUCAGUAUUCUGAAGCCUGUCUUCUAACCAAAAGAAAGACAAGAUAACUCCACUCGGAAUUUGCAUUCUUCUCUUUCUCAAAAUAUUAACACCCCCCCCCUUUUUUUUUUCUCCUUUCUUCCCUGUCCUUUAAGUUAGGACACGUAGCAAAACUCCCUGCCCGCAUGGUCCAGCUGGUAAUGUGUUUCACCGGGCUUGUGCCGGGGUCCUUCUCUCUUCAGGAGGCUGGGGGUGGUAGAGAGGCAAUGAAAGAAAUCUGGUCCGACUCGGAGAGGCCUAGAAGAGAAGUCUGUCAUCACUCUUGCUUUAAGAUGAGCUUCCUGCCCUAGGUCAAGGGGGACUCAUUCAAACUCUCCUGCAUGAGGGAGGAGCUGAGCUUCCUUAGAACUGUAGGAAACAGUCUUAUUUUUCUGGUGGAAAAGAUGUUGUUCCAUUAGAGAGCAUGAAAAGUAAUUUAUCACAGGAGGAAAUCUUAGCAGUUUAUGGAAGAAGUGACCUCGAGUCCAUGAUGGGGGAAAAUUGGGAGCCCUCUGGCAGCCCAGGACAAUCCAUUCCCAGCUUUGGGCCACUUUGGGGACAUCUGCUGUUCUUUCUGUAGUUCCUCCCGUGUUCCGCAGAGACAAGGCCUUAUUUGGAAGAAGCUUGUCUAUUUCACUCAUCGAGCUCUAUCCAAAAGCAGUGUGCAGGAAGGAGAAGUGGCCUUGCUGGCAUUUUUACCUAUUGGUCACGUUUCUCUUCUAGGGCCACUCGGGUGUUAAGGGCAGUGUGGAGAAGGGAAAAGGGGGUACAGCAGAAAGGGCUUUCAUCCACACUGACGAGAACAGCAGCGUCCCAGAGGCAGAGACGCUCCCUGCUGCCUGUUCAAUGUCACUUCGGUUGAGCUCCUUGAUUUUACCUAGAAGUCAGACACAAGGCAUGAAGGUUUCUGUUUCAGAAGUUGCCUUGGGGGGAAGGGGAAGGGUAGAGAGAUCCAUGUGGACAAAGGAGGUGUCUUUUUGCCUUCUUGCUUGUCUGGAGGGGGGCGUAGCCCAUUACCAACUAGAGCUUACUUGGAGUGGAACCUCUUGUUCUGUGGUGGCGUGAGGACUGCUGGGGACAGCUAAGCAAUGGACUUCAGAUGAGGGAAUUGAGGGAAGGAAAGGGUUCAGAAGUGAAAGAAAGCUUUCCUCUGGGGCUCCUGCUUCGUUGGAGGGCAGAGCAUGUGCCUUGAGUUUCUUUCUGAGACAGUAAGUCCUACUACAGAGAAAAUGCGAAGGGCCCCCAAGAAAGCAGUAGAAUGGAAUCUGACUGAGUAGCUAGCUAGGCCCAGCUAUUCUGCAGAGAUGUGUAGGUUAUGGUUUGGCUCAACAGGAUCAUACUGCUCUGAUGAAGGCGCCCAUCCUCAGAAGAGCAGUGGGGUGAGGUGAAAUUCCAAGCAAAGAUGAAUAGUGGAAACAGAUUUUAAGUACUUUAUUGUUUUUGUUUGUUUUAAUGAAUCCAGGCACCCUAUCCCCAAUGUGCCCUCCCUAUUUAUUAUUUAUAAAUCAGCUUCAAUUUAGGAAAUUCCUAAGAUGAGAUAUCUGUUCAACUCUCUCCCUCCACCUCCUGCCCCCCAAACAAGCUAGUUGCAUGACAGUUGAGACAUUGGGCCUCCAGAAAUGUGCCCAGAAAUGUGUGCAAAGAGACAUUUGGUGCUGUAUAAAUGGUGACUUGAAAUUAUUGUUAUGCUGUAUGCUCUUGACAUGUUGAAAAGAAGUCCAACUUUAUCAGCAUUUUAAAGUGUUUUCAAUUGUUUUAUUUGUCUGGCGUCUUCUGUUCCUGUGCUGAUGUCCCUGAAUGCUAAAGAGGAGGAAAUCUGAGAAACAAAUGGACUCCUUUCUCUGCCUAGUCACCUCUCCUUUCCACCCACACUCCAGGGAUCAAGCAUCAGAUUCCUGGGGUUCUAGGAAUUACACACGUGUUUGGGAAAGCGGAGAGGAAGGUCUUGGUACAGCAGUGAAAAGAGGCAGCCUAGAUUGAGACCAGCUCUUCCCAAAGAAUGAGUCAAAACCUGUUCACUCUUUCGGAAGAGUUAGCAUCAACUGCAAGGCACUGUAGGAAGAGCAAUGUGGAAUUAGGGGUAGGUUAUUUGGUGGGAGAGGAUUUCAAAAAAGAACUUUAGAAUAAUUUUUAUAGUCUAUGGCGGGGGAGGGGGAGGAGGAGACGGAGACGGGAAGAAGAAUCUGGCAAGUGAAAAGAGGCUUGUUCAUUUACCUUGGUUAGCCCUACUGCGUGAGCCCUUUCAAGCAAGUGGCCGCCUGCUUUCUUCCCCCACCCGUCCAAGCCCUGCUUAGAGAUAAUAGAAUUCCUGGCUUUGGACGGGACAGCUUCUAGAUCUCCAGGCUCUGAGGAGGUGGGGGGAGGACAAAGAACACCGCCAGCCUCCUCUACAUGGGGAACAGCCAGGGCGGCGAUCAGACUUAUCUGCUUUUGUGUACGGCAAGGAGUUUGCUAUGAAUCUGCUCGGACUUUUCCUUUUUCUUCUGAACAUCUAUGGUUAUCCUGCCAGGAAUGUUUUGUUUGUGGGUGCUACGCACAGCCCCCUUCCCAAUAUGCCCCCAGCCUUGUUCAAGUGGACAGUGCACGAUGAGGAUGCGAUUCUGUAUGCGCUGUAAUGUCACUUUGCUCGUAGUGGAAUGUAAUGAUACCCCCUCACUUCAGUAUUUUUGAGCUUCAUGGAUGUAUUACAACUUUUCCUUCCCAUCUUGACUCUUUAGGUCCUUAUCCGGCCACCGUUACCCCCCUUCUCUCCCCUCCCCCCUUUUUUCUUUUAAUCUAAAUCAACCGGUUCAGAGGCUGGUUUUCCUCCACGUCAAAGGGCCAGUACAGAUUUAUUUCCAGGGCUGGAGGAAGAAGUGGGGAAAAGAAAUGUUUAACAUAUAUUCAGGAGUGACCUAGGUUAUGUUUUUCUCCCCCCUCUUCCUCCCCCCUUCUAUAAAGGGAGUACCAAAUUAUGGUCAGAUAUCUUUCAAGCCCUGUUUUUUUUUUUUCCGUUUUGGUUAAAUAACCACAAAUUAAUCUGUAUAAGCAUGGAGAGUCCUUUUAAUCAACAAUUUCAAGCAACAAUAGCAAAAGUAAUGUAUUACCUUUGACCCAUGUGCUUUGUGGAUUUCCCCCGCCCUGGACAGUGUAAAUUUCUCUCCUUGUAAUGCUUCUGAGACAGUGUAUAUAGAUGUAAAUAGCUCACAGGUCAAUUCACACCCUUCUCUUUGUACUAGGUCCAUUUGCGUAGAAUGUGGGGUUAAAACAGCAGCGACAGUGCAUUGUCUGUAAUGUAACAAUGUAAUUUUUUUUUUACAAUGUAGUUUGUGUACAUAUUGUUUGGCAGUGCUGGUGCUGCCUCGGCUGCAGCUCUGCCGCUACAGUACUGUCAUUAGCUGUACAACUUCCUGCAGAAAGAGACAAAGUGAAUACAAAUGUUAUUUUCUACAGUUGCAUGUACAGAGAUGAGCGCCAGAGACAUGCUGUUGUCCCUCAGAGAUAAUGUUCGUAAAUAAAUUUUAAAAAAACAA
Molecule: messenger RNA, 12959 nt
Organism: Vombatus ursinus (common wombat)
Lineage: Eukaryota; Metazoa; Chordata; Mammalia; Diprotodontia; Vombatidae
Gene: ANKRD11
Product: ankyrin repeat domain 11
Exons: 14
Coding region: 195-8294 (2699 amino acids)
Biological process (GO): anatomical structure morphogenesis
Cellular component (GO): nucleus
Molecular function (GO): protein binding
Source: RefSeq, a predicted model, not a curated record